AUGGAUCGGCGUCGCGUGCGCUUAUCGGGUCUGUCGCAUCUACAGAUGCUGAACCUCGCGAAUAACGCCCUGCUCGGCCCGCUCACGACGACUCUCUCUAAGCUGACUCGCUUGCAGCAUCUAGACCUUUCGAGCAAUCUCUUCAACAAAAACCCUAUCUACAUCUGGAGUCUCACGCAGCUUACUUACCUCGACAUCUCCAAAACACUCGUGAGCGGCCCGCUUUCGCCGUCCAUCGGCGCGCUUACCAACCUCAAGGUUCUAAAUGUGUCCAAUACCUACCUCUCGGGAGCGAUUCCCGACGAGUUCAGUAGCCUCGUGGAGCUGCAGUUCGGCCAUUUCGACCGAUGCUUCUUCACGGACCUGCCGGCUAUGUUCCCGGAAAUAGACGGCAGCGCGUCUAAUCUGACGUUCUCGGCAAGCGCGAAUCUGUUAGCCGGCAUGCCCAUCACUUUCCCCGCGUCGGGCGCAGGCGUCAUCGCGAUGGACUUGGCGGGGAACCACAUCGCGUCGCUCCCGACGGAAAUCGUGCUAAUGAGCGACCUCACGAGCCUCAACCUUGCUGGGAACGGCGUCGAGGGACAGAUGGCGGACUAUGACUGGCCGAUCCUCGAGAACAUCGAAGGGCUGUUCGUCGGGCGGAAUAGGCUAGCAGGCGAGGUCCCCGUGUCUGUAAGCACGCUCACGAAGCUCAAGUACUUCCAUUUCGGCGCCAACGCGCUCAACGGUUCCUUGCCUGAAGAGCUGGGUAACCUGUCGGAGCUCCUAAGCUUGGACCUAAGUGGUAACGCGGACCUAGGAGGCUAUUUUCCGGUCAGUAUCAACGACCUGCCGAAUCUGACCCGGCUGGUGCUCUCAGGAGACAGCUUCACGGGGCCGCUGCCGCAGCCGGCGCUGGGAGCCCUCAGCACCUUUGUUCUGGACGUGCGGAACAACUCGUUCUCGGGGUCGCCGAUUAUCCAUGGUGUUUGCCCCGCGGAUUACCCCACGCGGCUGAAGGUGGAGGAAAAUUGCUUGGAUGAAGAGGCAGGGCUGCUGAAGGUGAAGAGAGGCGGGAUCCCUAAGGGGGAAGAGGCGGGAUUGCUAAGGGGGAAGAGGCGGGGCUGCUGCGGGGAGAGAGAGGCGGGGUUGCUUUGGGUGGAGAGGCAGGGCUGCUGUGGGGGAAAGAGAGGGGCGGCUGCUGCAGGGGAAGAGAGAUUGUUGAGAAAUGAGAAGAGGGAUUGUUGUUGGGAAAUGAGGAGUGUGGGGGGGAGAGGAGUGCCUGCUGUGCAUGGGAGAGGAGGUGCUGCUGUGAGAAAAGAGAGCAGUUGUGGAGCCACAGGUGGGGGCCUUGCUGUGGGAGAAGUGGUGGUUAUGAACUUUGGAGGCAAAAUGGCAUGGAGGGAUACGCUGAAGCCGCGGGAGGUACGGAAGGCGAGCGACGGCAUCAAGCAAAGACCGGAGUUCAAGAACGUUCAUGACUUGAUCGACAAAUACCUUAAGCAAGCUAUUCCCCUCACAGACGUCACCAUUUUAAUACCAGUGGGCAUCGCGCAGCUGUACGCAUACACCUCGGAUCAGCAAACGACGAUCAUAUCGUACAAUAUCAUCACCACGCGCUAUCUCUACCGCAACUUCACCAACAUGAAGGGCGGUGCGUCGCUCGACACGCUGGAAGGAAGCACCGUCACCAAGCGCGGUCCCAACUACCAGCCAGUUGUGGGUUUCCAGGGCACGGGCGCGACUCUUUGGAGCAUGCUGAUCAUCCCCAACUUGUGGGUGGGGUCGGACUUCACGAUCCAAGGAACCACGACGCUCCUCAUCCCCGCCGACUUCGGCGCGGAGGCGAUACGGAGAGCGGAGCUGCAGCAAGCCAUCGCGCAAAUCAAUCAGCGAGCCGAGUUUGCGACCGUGAAAGACGUCAUCAGCCAAUGGCUAUCAGCGCUCACAUCACUCUCAGACGUCACCAUCCUCCUCCCGCUCUCCCCCGAGGUCCUCUCUUUCAUGAAAACCGCCUUUUCGCCGACCAAGCGAGAUCAAAUCCUGGCCUUCCACGUCAUCACCAAACGCUACUCCUACGCCAAUCUCACGUCCCUUCCGGGCGGCACCGAGUUGGAAACUCUUGAAGGCAUGCCGUUAAUUAAACGCGGCCCGAAUUUCCAACCGCUAACGCUCUUUCAAGGCCGAGAACUCAUCCCAUCGCUCGUCAUUGUGCCAAAUAUUUUCGUUGGGUCGACUUUUUCGAUUCAUGGCAUCAGUACAGUGCUAAUUCCACCGGAUUUAUGA
Molecule: messenger RNA, 2265 nt
Organism: Closterium sp. Yama58-4
Lineage: Eukaryota; Viridiplantae; Streptophyta; Zygnematophyceae; Desmidiales; Closteriaceae
Source: the annotation of a GenBank genome assembly